Messenger RNA from Cornus florida, 2598 nucleotides. Its product is annotated as root phototropism protein 3-like. Gene Ontology annotation, molecular function: protein binding. Lineage: Eukaryota; Viridiplantae; Streptophyta; Magnoliopsida; Cornales; Cornaceae. The record is from RefSeq and is a predicted model, not a curated record. The transcript has 4 exons. The coding region runs from base 374 to 2395 and encodes 673 amino acids.
AGGCAAUAAUUAAAAGAAGCUUAAAGAAAAAGAGCUGAAUCUCCCACUCCACUCUUGAUACUAAGAGAGAGCAUCAAAUAUCCAAAGCUAAAGAAAAGAAAUACACACACUCCUAACCCAAAUGACCCAAUAACAGUACUGGUAAUGCCCAUUACUUCACAGCCUGUAAGAAGCUCUUGAAACUCUGUGAGAAACCGACAAUUAAAGAUAAUUCCAAGCACCCCAUGUGGGAUUCUUCCUUUUCACUCACCAUCCCUGUUUCUCCGGCUGUUCUGAUGUGUUCCUCUUCUCAUUUUCUCUGCUCUUCUUCUGAACCACUGUCACUUUCCUGAGAAAAUCCUGCUCAAUUUUUUCUGGGAUUUUAGCUUCCAUCAUGUGGGAAUCAGAGAAUGAGUCAAUUGGAGGGAGAGACUACAACAAUGGAGUGCUUAGUUCAAACAAGCAUGGUGUGAAGACUGAUGGGUUUGAGCAAAGAGGCCAAUCUUGGUAUGUUACAACUGAUAUUCCAAGUGACUUUUUAGUUCAAAUUGGAGAUGUUAGUUUCCACUUACACAAGUAUCCCCUACUUUCUAGAAGUGGAAAGAUGAACAGAAUCAUAUAUGAAUCACGUGAAGCCGACUUGAAUAGGAUGGCUUUAGAUGAUCUUCCCGGCGGACCAGAGUCUUUUGAGUUAGCUGCAAAGUUCUGCUAUGGAAUUGCAGUUGAUCUCACAGCAACCAAUAUCUCUGGCCUGCGCUGCGCGGCAGAGUACCUUGAAAUGACAGAGGACUUGGAAGAAGGCAAUCUCAUAUUCAAAACCGAAGCAUUUCUCAGCUACGUGGUCUUAUCGUCGUGGAGAGACUCUAUUCUAGUAUUGAAGAGCUGUGAGAAGCUCUCACCAUGGGCAGAAAACCUCCAAAUUGUGCGAAGAUGCAGCGAGUCCAUUGCAUGGAAGGCUUGUGCCAAUCCAAAAGGAAUCAGAUGGGCAUACACUGGAAGACCCCCCAAAGUUUCGAGCCCAAAAUGGAAUGAUAUGAAGGAUUCAAGCCCCAGCAGGAACCAACAGGUCCCUCCUGACUGGUGGUUUGAAGAUGUGUCAAUUCUUAGGAUUGAUCACUUUGUUCGUGUCAUUACAGCGAUUAAGGUAAAGGGUAUGAGGUUUGAAUUGAUUGGAGCUGCAAUAAUUCAUUACGCGGCUAAAUGGCUCCCUGGAUUGAUAAAGGAAGGGAUGGAGACAGUGGAUGAAGGAAGCAACAGUAGUAAUAGUAAUGGUAGUGGUAGUAGAAGUUGGAAAGGGGGGCUUCAUAUGAUCUUGGCUGGGACUAGAGAUGACAUACCAAGUGUUCAGGCCAAAGAUCAAAGAAUGAUCAUUGAGAGUUUGAUAAGUAUAAUUCCUCCACAGAAGGACAGCGUGUCGUGCAGCUUCCUUCUUCGGUUGCUGAGGAUGGCAAACAUGUUGAAAGUGGCUCCGGCUUUGGUCACUGAGUUGGAGAAAAGGGUGGGGAUGCAGUUUGAGCAGGCAACGUUGGCGGAUCUUUUAAUCCCUUCAUACACUAAGAUUGAGACUAUGUAUGAUGUUGAUCUUGUUCAGAGGCUUUUGGAGCAUUUUCUUGUUCAAGAGCAGAUGGAAAGUAUGAGUCCAAGAAGACAUUCUUUUUCUGAGAAACACAUCCAUGAAGGAACUCAAAGGGUUACUACUAACCCCAAUGCCAAGAUGAGAGUGGCAAGACUUGUUGAUAGUUACCUUACAGAAGUCUCCAGAGAUAGAAACCUCUCUCUUACAAAAUUUCAGGUCUUGGCUGAGGCUCUGCCAGAAUCUGCAAGAACUUGUGAUGAUGGAUUGUAUCGAGCAAUUGAUUCCUAUCUUAAGGCUCAUCCAACACUGUCAGAGCACGAAAGGAAGCGGCUCUGUCGUGUGAUGGACUGCCAGAAGCUGUCGAUAGACGCCUGCAUGCAUGCUGCCCAGAACGAACGGCUGCCACUAAGAGUUGUGGUGCAAGUCCUCUUCUCAGAACAGGUCAAGAUAAGCAAUGCCUUAGCCAACAGUACCCUGAAAGAGGGUGGUGAAUCCCACUACCAACCUAUGAUUACCAACCGGAAAACAUUACUUGAAGGGACUCCUCAAUCAUUUCAAGAAGGCUGGGCUGCAGCUAAAAAGGACAUUAACACACUCAAGCUAGAGCUAGAGAGUGUUAAGUCCAAGUACAUAGACCUCCAAAAUGACAUGGAGAACUUGCAGAGACAAUUUGACAAGAUCACAAAGCCAAAACAAUCAUCAGCAUGGACCAGUGGGUGGAAAAAACUGAGCAAGCUCACCAAGAUGACAGCUUUAGAGACUAAUGAUUUAGGGUCACAGAUGCCAAACGCGGAACAGACUCGAAAGGCACCUAGAAGAUGGAGGAAUUCCAUUUCCUGAGAAAUUAGAAAGUCAAGAAAAAACACUCUCUGAAUUCAGAGUCUUUACUUCUUUUAUUUUAUUGAUCAUUUCUUCUUUUCUCUAUAGCAAUUACUUCAACAAGUAGCUUCAGUUUGUCACCCAAUCUGUUUUUGAGUCUUCUAUGAGCAAUUUCUCUGUAGUUCUUAAUACAUCUUGUUCAAUUGUGCUUGUUUUUAUUUGGA